AGGUGUGGUUGGAUCGGUUACACAUUCCAAUCGUGGUCGCGGUUUCACGUGAAACCGUCCGAGUCGUCGCACAUGGCAGGACGCAGCGAUACCAUCGCUAGAGUAUUUUUGAAUGAGUAGUCUGAGCUGCAGCGACCUCGCGGCGGACAAGAGGUCGGUAGCGCGUGGAGCGUCCAUCGUCCCAAGCUCCCGCCGACCUGGCGCGAAUACAGCAGCACUCGACGAGCUCCUUAAAGUGAGCGACACGCUGCUCAAGGUGACGCCGCACCCGCCGUCCACAGCCAAUGUAGAUGCAAAACCAACCAAAUGGCUUGGCGAGUCGUCGCAAGAUCUGUGUGAAAUCCAGCAGUCCGUCGAUCGGCUCAAGUUGCAGAGAUUACAAGUUGAGCACAUCCGCAAUGACAACGAGCGCCUCGAGGCCGAGUUGCACCAAAAGAUCGUUGAGAUUGGAGAGCUUCGGGUGGAGUUGGAACAUCUUCAAGACGUCGAAGCCGACAACGAACGCCUUCGGAGUCGCGUCCUACAGGUGGAGGGAAAGUUGGAGCGGCUGGACGCUGCAUUUCGAGACCAGCGCCAAGAACUCGAGGACGCUCUAGACACGCGCGUCGCCCUCGAAUCGAGAUGGCGGGAAGCGGCUGAAACACUGCAAAAGGCGGUGGACGAGACGACUCGAACGUACCAAGGCAAACUCAAAACGAUGGAAGAGGACCUGGAAAAGCGAGCGGCCAAGAUCGUACGUUUGGAAGAGGCGAUCGAAGAGACAAAAGCUGUGGCGGACCACCGGGAAAGCAAACUCGAGCACAAGAUCUCGCAGGUUGAAGCGAUGAACGUGGCGCUGGAGAAGCAGACUGCGACGGGCAAUGCUUCGUGGGAGGCAGAGAGAGCUCGCCUCCUCAACGAGUUGGCGAAUGCCGAGAAAAAGAUCGCGGCACUCGUUGCCACGACGGCUCGACAAACGACCAUGAUCCACGAAUGCGAUCGAGCGAUCGCCGACUCGGAGGACCGAAUGACAAAGUUCCUCAAGCGGAAAACCUCCAUGAACAAAGCACAGGCGGAGUUGGAGGCCACAAUCCAAGCGUUGGAAGGCCAAAUUCAGCUGCAGCAAGCCGAAUCGGCUCAUCAAGCACAGACGCUGCAGGCGCUGCUCCACGGACUGGAAACGAAAUGCGAUGAAAAAGACAAAAAAGUGAUCGAGUUGACGGCGUUGGUGGCGACGAUCGACCAGCGAAAUGAAUCCAACCACCAAGAGCAUGUGAAACGCGAGCGCCAUCGAUUUUACUUGGACGAGCAAAACAAGGCGCUGCUGAAGCGCGAAAAGAAGAUGCAAGGCGACAUGACAGAGCUGAGCAUGGCACUGCGGGACAUGGCCGACGAGAAGCGGGUGCUCGAAGACAAGGUCAAGUCGCUGCUCGCCCAACUCGAACUCGAACGAGAAGAUCGUACAAAAUGGGCGAGUUCGCGUAUGAAGCUUCUGGCGCAGUUUUGUGACGAAGAGAACAAGCUGACGUCGUCGCUCAACGCGCACGUGUCGUCGGCUUACAACCACCGCAAGUGAGCGCUGCCACGUCAUGGGCGAUUUGUGCUACCGCCGCCACCUCCCCGAGGAUCGCAUCUCGUUAGGAUAAUCCCGAUCCAUGCAUCGAGUGUGACGCAAAACACCACGUUUUAUUUAUCACAGCCCAAAGACGUGGCCGUCCGCGACGACAAUCGCGCGUAGCCGAACGAAUCGUUCGUGACAAGCAAAGGUAACUUCCGUGAGCAUUGUCCUUGCCCGCAUCGCCAGUCUUGUCAGCAUCCCCCACGAACGGAUUCAAAGAGACUCGACUUGCCAAGAGCGUCCUUCUUGACUAGACCGAUCCAGGGGCGGUUGUGAAUGUGUACAACAAGUAUGGGCCUUCGAUCUCAAAGCCAAUGCGCUGAUACGCCUUGUUCGACGCUGGGUUGGCCGCGUCAGCAAAAAGACAGAUGCGAGCGGUCUGCGACGAGUUGGAUUCUCGCAAGUGCUGGCUCAGAGCGGCCGUAAGAGCCGACGCGUAGCCCUUGCAGCGCUCCGUUGGCGUAAUAAAGACGGACCCGAUGCGGUACACGGUUUCGCCAUCGACUUCGACGGCGGGAGCGUAGCUGGCAAACCCCACGGGCUUCCCGUCAACCUCCCAUAUGAACAUCGAGUGUCGCUUGAGUCUACUUGCGACAAACGUCGGUGCUUCAUGGGCAGAUGAUCCCAUGUAUGCAAAGAACUCGGAAGCCCAACCUGUGAGCAACAUCGCAUCCGUGUUGCCACUCGCGACUCGCAUGUUGCCGGCAACGUUCGACGAGGACGGCGGCCGGAGAUCCCGCAGAGAGUACAAAAGCAGCUCGUGUUUCAGCACGGCUGAAGUCGGCGUCAAUCGAUGGCGGCAGUAGCUGCCAUUAAAAGCGAGGGUGGCGGCGUGUGCACCUCGCACUUCUUCGAGUACCGUGUCGAUCGUGGUUGCGACGAGUUUGCCCAAGGCCGUGGCUUCGUCGGUCGACAUGUUGGGGCUCAAUAGGAGGCCACUGGAGCAGCUAUACAAUGCGAACGACGUCACCCUGACAUCUUGUCCAGUGCGAUCGCUGCCGUCGGAGGCUGUCGCAACAAAGUACCGAUGGUUGUCGGGAGGGUGGGCUCCCAUGACCACUCCGAUGGCGAUGCUGGCAAUCUUGUUGGUGCCAAUUCGAUCGAGCUUCCGCAGGGACAGCGUGACGUCGAGAAAGACGCUGGGGUCGGCAACGCUCUGAAAGGUCGACCUGGUCCGUACCAUCGCACACCCCGGCGGCAGAUCGCGC
Aphanomyces invadans is the source of this 2805-nucleotide messenger RNA. RefSeq lists its product as hypothetical. The record is from RefSeq and is a predicted model, not a curated record. The transcript has 11 exons. Lineage: Eukaryota; Oomycota; Saprolegniomycetes; Saprolegniales; Verrucalvaceae. The coding region runs from base 113 to 1555 and encodes 480 amino acids.